CUUGUGUAGGAGCUGUCUGAUUCCAGCAGGUGGCAGUAAUAAAACUACAUGGAUGCCAUAUGACGGUAAACAUCAGAGAAGAGGAAGAAGAGGAAGGCGGUGGGUCCAUUCCGGAUGAGAUACAAUCGCUAGCUCUUGCGUAGCAGCAUAAAGCUAUUUCGUGCUUUGCUGAGGAGAGUGACUGCCAUAGGACACCAGUUACUCUACGUUUUAAUUCUUUAUGUGUUCAAGUUGCCACCGUAAGUCUAACGUACUCCUCCGCCGUUAAAAUGAAGAAAAAAAGCUCUGAGAAGAAACGCCAUGUGGUUGCCUGGGUCAACAAAGCUGAGUGGGAUCAGGUGUUGGAGUAUCUUUACUCCCAGGAUCCCGGUUUACAGAGGUAUGCUUUACAGAGGAUCUCAGCAUGGAAGGGGAGGUAUGCCAGCAGCACGCCUGUAGCAGUGGAGUGCACAGCGGAUUUGGUGAGGUGCCAGGCUCUGGACAGGUCUGGAGAGAUGGCCGGAGCUGACUUGGUUCUGCUGUAUGGGAUGGCCCUGGUGAGGUUUGUGAACCUGAUCACUGAACGGCAACAAGGGAAGAUUGCAAGACCACUACGACGCCUGGCUGGGAACUUAAACAUCCCAGAGUGGGUUGUAGACCUGAGGCACGAUUUCACACAUCGGAAGCUCCCUACUUUGAAAUGGUGUCGAAAGGGGUGUAAGGUGGUUUUGGAGUGGCUCCAGCAGGAAUACUGGUCCAGACAGCUGGGUGGAGGUUCUAACGAGGACUGGGAGUCGCAGUCUGAUGGAGAGGAUGAAGACGAUCUGAAACUGAAAGACGAUGAGCUCAUUGCCAGGCAAAAAGAAAUGGAAACCUACAAGAACGUUAGAGAACUUCUGAUAUCUUAUGAGAAAGAGAAGUUCCAGGCUUUUGACAAGCUUCCUGGACGCAAAGAUAAGAGCUUGUGGCCUGCCCCCUUUGCAGAAAUGAGCUGGAUCCUUGGUGAGAUCAAGCAGUUUUCUGUGGAGUCCAGUGAUUUUCUGGUUGACGUGCUUUUAGAAGACGGAUUUCUCAUUCCGACUGUUGAGCAACUGCAAACAUUAGGCUGCGACAUGUCUGAUAAUGUCAGUCCCAGGCUCCCCCAGACGUUCCUGCGUUUUUGGCUGCCCCUCCUGAAGAUGCUCAACUCGCCGUCCUUCAUCCACCUCCUUCUAGAGAAGCUCUUCGUUGAACUGAAGCUUCUCUCCAAAGAGGAGAAUAAUCACAGAGCUUUCUACAUUUCUGCUUGGAUUACAGAGAUCCUCUUCUGUAACAGCAACAAGUUUGAGUAUCACUUUGAAACAAAGGCGCAGAGGAAAGCCAGGAUGAAGGACAGGAUUUUUGUGAACCGAAUCCAGCUGAGGUGGCAGCAGCUGCUCUCCGCUUGUCUGGAAGCUCCCUGUUUCAGCACGCCUCACAUGCUCCAGUUAAUCCUGGACGACAUGGAGCAUCCGCUACCUCUGGAGACUCGGCAGAGGCUGGUCCAGCUCUGCUCCAUCUACACGCAGACAGAAUAUUCAGAAAGUGAUCCAUCCUCAGAGCAGAAGCAACAGCCUGUAUACACCCUGGAGAGUUUGCACGAGAAGCUGCAGCAUUCAAGGCGCUACAGUCAUUUGUCUCUGGCUGAACCGGACAGAGGGAAGUCCACCCAGGAGCACAGGUGGUCAGAUGUUCAGGCUGAAAAAGCAAAGCUGCUCAGAGGUUCUCCGUGGCAGGUGUGCGUCGAUAAAGUUCUAUGGAAGAAUUAUCCUCUUGGUAAAGUCCCCGGACAGUCAGAUGAUCCUUCGUGCCUCAUGGUGGGCAACUACUCAACAAUGACUGUCUUUGACCAGCCGGUGGAGAUGGAGACCACCGCGCCACACAGCGCCCCAGGAGCCAUGGCACCUGUGAGAACAGCUGGUGGUGUUGUUUGGAACCACAGUGAUGUUGGCAAACUGAAAUCUGGACUGCAACUUUUCUGAGUGGUGUUGUAAUGCUGUGAAAUAUAGAAGCCUGUAGAUUCUGACACAUUGUUAAACUUGUGCUUUCUGUUGCUUUGACAUUCAAAAUACGUUAACUACAGUACUGAACAGCUUGUUGUUUAAGUGUUGCUUUUCUUUGUUUUACAUCAUUACGGGUUGGUGGAAAUAAUUACUAUUUGUUAUCAAUCUGCUGCCUAUUUUCUGGAUAGUUGAUAUUUCAAUAACAAUGAAAAAUGCUGAUUUCCAAGGUGCUCUCUUAAACCCCCCAUUUUUUAGACUAAUAAAAGAGCUGCAGAUAAAUGUUCUUUCAAUUGAAAGAACAUUUAUCUGCAGCUCUAAUGUCAUAUCCAUUUAAACGUGGAAUUUUCUGACAUUUUAUAGACAAAAUGAUAAAUCAGUAAAUUGAGAAAAAUAAUCAGCAUAUGAAUUUAUUUUGAAAGCCUCCUUUUUAUGCCGUCUGCAGUGGCAGACAAUAUGUGGUAAAGGCAGAUCUGAAAAUAUAGUGCAGAAAUUAUUUUUUUUGUAAGGCAAGAAUGUGAGGUACAUCUGGAAUAUUCAUUCAGUAUGAUGGUGUAUUGAAAGCACAGUGGGGUUCUCUUGUAUUAUUAUUAUAACUUUCAUGUAAGUUUCCUUUCAUGGUUAACACAGUUGUCAGUCUCUGUGGAGAGUUUGAGAGUCUUUUAGUUGUAACCUCUGACAAGUGAGGUAUUGUAAUGGCAACAGCACAAGGUGGUUUUGUGUAACACGUUUUCUUGCACGCACUUCUGUUCAAUAAAAACAUUUCUCACUAAAGGAAUAUGAUGGUAUUCUUUUAGAG
Molecule: messenger RNA, 2796 nt
Organism: Scomber japonicus (chub mackerel)
Lineage: Eukaryota; Metazoa; Chordata; Actinopteri; Scombriformes; Scombridae
Gene: las1l
Product: LAS1 like ribosome biogenesis factor
Exons: 1
Coding region: 270-1979 (569 amino acids)
Biological process (GO): maturation of 5.8S rRNA; maturation of LSU-rRNA
Cellular component (GO): Las1 complex; preribosome, large subunit precursor
Molecular function (GO): endonuclease activity
Source: RefSeq, a predicted model, not a curated record